AGAAAGAAGAAUCAACCGAGAAGAAAGACAGAGCUUUGCAGCUUUCGGCGCUCUUCUUUUUUCUUUUGUUUUUGUUUUCAGAUUUGGCCAAACACUUCGUAACCCAUUUCGCUUCCUCGUAACACUGUUCAUACAUUUAUAUACAAAUCCCACAGCAUUCAUUGCUUUCAAGUUUUAGCCAAUUUUCUGCGCUGUUUUGAAUAAAAUUUUAGUUUAAAUACACACCCAAAGUCACCAUUUAUUGUCCACGUUUAACACAAAAGUACUUAUACAAAAAGCGAUUGCGAUUCAGCUCAAUCUGUUGCUGCGGCUUCGCUGCGAAACUCCACAGCCUAUAAACGAAAGGUCGUUUCUUUUUCAUCGGGGAUUUGAAGUUACAUUCAACACAUCGUGCAGAAGACUCGUGCACCGUCUAUGCUGUCUAUUUUGAUCGAAAAUAUGGGAUUACUCUGCAGCAGAAACAAGCAUUACAACGAAGAGGACAAUGAAGAGAACGCUCAGACUGCAGAAAUUGAAAGGCGAAUUGAACAAGAAACAAAGGCCGAAAAGCAUAUUCAGAAACUUCUCCUACUUGGUGCUGGGGAGUCAGGGAAGUCCACAAUUUUUAAGCAGAUAAAGCUUUUGUUUCAAACUGGAUUUGAAGAGUCAGAGCUCAAGAGCUACAUCUCAGUCAUCCACGCCAACGUAUAUCAGACCAUAAAAGUACUGUAUGAUGGGUCAAAGGAGCUUGCACAGAAUGACAGAGAAACGUUUGAAAUAUCCAUUGAAAAUAAGGAAAUUGGAGAGAAACUAUCAACAAUUGGCAGCAGAUUGGAUUAUCCACGUCUCACUAAAGAGCUUGCACAGGAUAUAGAGACUCUUUGGAAAGAUGCAGCAAUUCAGGAAACAUGUGCUCGUGGUAAUGAACUCCAAGUUCCUGACUGUGCCCACUAUUUCAUGGAAAAUCUUCAAAGAUUAGCUGACCCAGAUUACGUUCCAACCAAGGAGGAUGUUCUUCAUGCAAGAGUUCGUACAACUGGUGUCGUAGAGAUCCAGUUCAGCCCUGUUGGAGAAAAUAAGAGAAGUGGGGAAGUAUAUAGACUCUUUGACGUUGGGGGCCAGAGAAAUGAGAGAAGGAAAUGGAUCCAUCUAUUUGAAGGCGUUACAGCCAUAAUAUUUUGUGCUGCUCUUAGCGAGUAUGAUCAAACACUCUUUGAGGAUGAAAGCAAGAAUCGAAUGAUGGAGACAAGGGAACUUUUUGAGUGGGUUUUGAAGCAACCGUGUUUUGAGAAAACGUCGUUCAUGCUGUUUUUAAACAAGUUUGAUAUAUUCGAGAAGAAAGUUCUAAAUGCGCCACUUAACGUCUGCGAGUGGUUCAAAGAUUACCAGCCGGUUUCAACAGGAAAGCAAGAGAUGGAACAUGCAUAUGAGUAUGUGAAGAAGAAAUUUGAGGAAUUGUACUUCCAGAGCACGGCCCCCGAUCGCGUAGACCGGGUGUUUAAGAUCUACAAAACCACCGCCCUUGAUCAGAAGCUCGUGAAGAAGACUUUCAAGCUCGUGGACGAGACGUUGAGACGGAGAAAUCUCUUCGAGGCCGGUUUAUUGUGACCGGGGAGGGGACACACCAGAUUUCACGGCCAAACCACAAGAUUGUAUUUUGAAGGACAUCACAUCUUUGAGCACAAGCAUCAGAUUCCUUGAUUUUUAGCUUUUAUAUGUCAAUUAAAAUCCUGUUCCACUUAACGAGUGUCAAAAACAGUUGUUAUAAUAUAUAAAAAUAAUUGUUGCAAAUGAUUUAUAGCUGAGUUGUUUAAGAGAAUGCUAGAGGUCCCGUUUAUUCCCUC
Molecule: messenger RNA, 1823 nt
Organism: Malus domestica (apple)
Lineage: Eukaryota; Viridiplantae; Streptophyta; Magnoliopsida; Rosales; Rosaceae
Product: guanine nucleotide-binding protein alpha-1 subunit-like
Biological process (GO): adenylate cyclase-modulating G protein-coupled receptor signaling pathway
Cellular component (GO): heterotrimeric G-protein complex
Molecular function (GO): G protein-coupled receptor binding; GTPase activity; G-protein beta/gamma-subunit complex binding
Source: RefSeq, a predicted model, not a curated record